AUGCCAAAGCUCUUGACUAUAUUUGGAGCGACUGGAAAGCAAGGUGGCUCAAUCAUUGAAGCCGUGCUGUCUGAUGCCUCACUGAAAGAAGAGUUUACAAUCCGUGGCGUCACUCGUGAUGCUUCCAAGCCAGCCGCUCAAGCUCUUGCAGCUAAAGGUGUUGAGGUCGUUGCGACCGAUAUGGACUCCAAAGACUCAGUCUUACAAGCCGUCACGGGUUCCCAUACCGUCUUUCUCGUGACAAUCCCUGAUUUCACGGGCCGCGAAAACAAAGAGUUGGAUCACGGAAAAAUUGUUGCAGACGCCUGCCAUGAAUCUGGAGUUCAGCACCUGAUUUUCUCAUCGUUGCUCCAUGUAACGGACACCACUAACGGCCGUCUCACCAACGUUCCUCACUUCGAUAGGAAGGCAGAGGUAGAGCGUUAUAUUCGCUCCAAGGGCAUUCCUAGUACCUUUGUGCUGCCUGGCUACUUUAUGAGCAACUAUACGGCGCUGCAAAUGAUACGCAAAGGCGACAAUGGAGAGUAUACUCUCGCCUAUCCUGUUGGCGACAAGGCCCUGUUCCCUCUCAUCGACAUCGAAGCUGAUAUGGGUAAAUAUGUCGUUGCCUCAAUCAAGGAGCGGGAGAAUGUCCUGGGCAAACAGAUUCUUGCCGCAGCUGACUACUACACACCAACGCGUAUCCUCGCAGAGUUUGAAGAAGUCACUGGUGGGAAAGCAAACUUUUUGAAGCUCGAUGCAGACACAUUUCAAAGCUUCUUCCCAGCCCCAUUAGGCGUGGAGAUGCUAGAGAACCAUCUCUUUAUUGAAGAACCGGGCUACUAUGCUGGGAAGAGCCUCGAUGAAAGCCUUGACCUUUUGCGCAAGGUGGGACUGAAGCCAACAACGUGGAAAGAGUUUUUGGCCAAGAACAAAGCCGCUUUCUAAAAAAUGGCUCCAUGUCAUAGAUAUGCCGGCGUCUAAAUAGAUAUAUCAGGCUAGAAUAAGACUACUUGAACACCCAUAUUGCCUAGUUCUGUGAUGUACAAAGUACAGCUCUACUUUUAAAAUAAAGGUCAUAUAGUUUAUG
Molecule: messenger RNA, 1069 nt
Organism: Trichoderma atroviride IMI 206040
Lineage: Eukaryota; Fungi; Ascomycota; Sordariomycetes; Hypocreales; Hypocreaceae
Cellular component (GO): nucleus
Source: RefSeq, a predicted model, not a curated record